Bubalus bubalis (water buffalo) is the source of this 3959-nucleotide messenger RNA. RefSeq names its product chromosome 12 C2orf73 homolog (gene CIMIP6). The transcript is spliced from 5 exons. The coding region runs from base 1506 to 2378 and encodes 290 amino acids. NCBI's taxonomy places the organism in Eukaryota, Metazoa, Chordata, Mammalia, Artiodactyla, Bovidae. The record is from RefSeq and is a predicted model, not a curated record.
ACUGACUGAUCUUGCAGUCCAAGGGACUCUCAAGAGUCUUCUCCAACACCACAGUUCUAAAGCAUGAAUUCCUCCUCACUCAGCUUUGUUUAUGGGUCCAUGAGUUGAUGUGAAUCCAAGUAAUGAAAGUGAAAGAAAGUGAAAGUUGCUCAGUCCUGUCCAACUCUUUGCAACCCCAUGUACUGUACAGUCCAUUGAAUUCUCCAGGCCAGAAUACUGGAGUGGGUAGCCUUUCCCUUCUCCAGGAAUCUCCCCUACCCAGGAAUUGAACCGGAGUCUCCUGCACUGCAGGUGGAUUCUUUACCAACUGAGCUAUCAGGGAAGCCCACUAUGUAUCAAACUUCUUUUCAUUUACUCUUCUUCCUCUUAGGACUUAAGCUCAUUUCUGUACAAUGAUUCCUGUGAUCCUACCUCAACAAACCUCUGCUGUCCCAUAUCUUUCAAGGUAAAUGUAAACACAUACUAAGACUGAGGCUGGGUUACAAAAUAUAUGCAUAUGCAUAGUCCAAUAUACAGCAGAAUUCAAUUCAAAAAGGAAUCUUCUCUUCCCAGUAUCUAGGGAGAUGCCCGAGCAAUACCAAAGACAUUUGGCUCUGGUAGUGGAAAUUGGGAAGCAAUGGUGAAAUGAGGUAAGACAUUCCAGGGCCUGAAAGUGGACGCAAGUCAUCAGCUGCUUCUCUCAGGAGGCUUGUUCUUUUUGGAUAAGGGCUAUAUGUACAAGCCACGAUCUGCUGCCACAGCCUCCAGCCCCCUCUACCUGAUUCUGAAGCCCGCUCAGGCUGGAGCUGAUGCCCACAAUGCGGGGAGUCUCAUUUGUAGGAGAUGAGUGUUCCCUUGCUUUAUUUUACUGUUUGCCGCCAGCCAGGGUAAGGAGGAUGUGUCAGAAAUCAUGGAGAACAGCGACAGCCAAGCUUUCUCACGCAAAGACUAGGCAACUAAGGAACAGCAAAUCAUGACUUGCACAGUAUUUAAUGGAUCAUGGGAAAACAAGCUUCUCUCUUGCCUGCCUGCCCUUUUGGAACCAGCUCUGGCAGACGUGGGCAAAACCGGGGUGGCGUCCUGCGGGGCUCUAGAGGGCGGGAGAUGCAGGGACGCGAAUAACUCAGCACCUCACCCCGCACCAGGGCCAAGGGCCGAGCGGGAGGCUCCGGAAUCGCCCCUUGAUGAUCCCCAAAGACAGACUGGGCCCUGAUAAAUAUCCCGCCCGGCCGGAUAUAGGGAGCGGAGCUUGCAGCGGGUCUGGGAAGUACACAGUCAGAUCCAGCCAGCCACUCCCUCCCCAUCACCAGCCUCACCCUCUGGCUGCGGAGCCGACAGGGUUACUGCGCCUGCGCAGUCCUAGUCCCACCACUCCCACGCUUUCCGAGGCCUCCUACCCAGCUUGCUGUCGCUUAGCAACGCACAAGUCACAGUCGUGGUUUCUCCGCGCGUCCCUUUCCUGGCAGGGUUUAGUCCAUGGUUUUCCCGUGAGGCUCCUCAUUGCCUCGAGUCAGACGUAGGAGCCCAUGGAGGGAAAGGAGGAUAAGCAGCAACAGCAUAAAAUAGAAGAUGCUGGUAUACUGUAUGUAACUGAAAAAGAAGAAUUCAAACAUGAAAAAAAACCUGGAAAAAGUAUUCAACAUUCAAAACCAUGUGUUGGGAGAGGACGUGUAUAUUAUGCUAAAUUCAUUAACACAAAUGUAAGAACAUGCAAUGAACCAGUUCCCUACAUAGAUGUCAAGAAAGAGCCAGAAAAUCAGGGUGACUGGUGGCCACAUGGUAAAGGGCUGGAAAAUCCCAUCCAACCACCUUAUGACACUAAGAGCACCCAGAGGAGUGACUUUAAGAAGCCAACAUGCCCAUUGGUUUCUCCAGUCAAACACAGCAAGUUGCAAAAGCCGUCUUACGGAAUAGUUCCACUUGUCUCUCCUGAUGCAUCAGUAGACCUUCAAAGGAACUUUAAAGAACACAUCUCCUUUAUACAUCAAUAUGAUGCCAGGAAAACACCCAAUGAGCCCAUUCGGGGAAAGAGACAUGGAGUUUUUGUGCAGACAGAGAUAAAACCAGGGAGUAGGCCAACAGUUCCUGAGAGAACAGAGGUAUUACUGAAUGCUUCAGGGUCAUGCUCAUCAGAACAGUCCAAAAAAACAGAGAAAGGAAACUCAGCGGAAAGCAAAAUGAUCUCACCCGGUCUCUGCCGACAAAAUUCCCAGGAGUUGUUAGAGACUAAAACUCACUUAUCAGAAACAGACAUCAGAGUGGCAGCCAAUGCCUCCCCCAGAAGGCCUGAGAAAAGGGAGAAGACUGCAAAAGUCUUUCAAAUAGCUGUAGUAAAUGCUCUUCUCACCAGGCAUGAUCCUUUAAGUCCAUCAAUAAAAAGUCAAGACAAAUCAGGAUAAAUUACCUUCUUCAGAAAAAAAAAUAAACCUUUGAAUGUACAGAAAUUUCAGAAUCAUCACACAGGCCCUCACAUUUGUUUUUUCUUUGAUCAAUAACCUCAAAAAUUACAAUUUGGGAAAAUGAAAAAGGGAUAAUAAAAUACACCAAAAAUUCAAGUGUGGUCUUCAAUGAGUGAUAGAGAUGAGACAUAUUUCUAUGUCAUAUUUAUAAAUAUAACAACUUUGUUAUGUACAACAAUGGAUGUAACUAACAAAUAUGAGAGGCUUUGUUAGACAGUCGUUAAUCAUGGCUUUAGAAUCAAACUGGGGUUGAAAUUUUGGCUCCAGCACAUAAAAGCGACGUGACCUUGGAUAAAUUACUUAACCUCUCUAGAAGUCAGUUUCCUCAUCCAUAAAAUUAGGAUAAUAGCAACUUCAUAAGGAUAUUAAGCAUGAGAUCAUGCACACUGAUCAGUGAUCAAUGUAACCACAUCAUCACUAUUACUAUAAAUAAAAUUUAAAUUUAAGGAUAACAUUCUCCCAUAUGCUUGAAUUUUCCUCCUUAUUCUAAAAUUUUGAACCCUUUUAUGCACAGUUAAAAGUGUGAAAACUAAAAACAUUCCUCCCAGUAAAAGAUACACAAACAUACCCACUUAAUUCAAAGGCAUGAGUACCUAGAAUAUCAAAAUAUUUCCUAAACUGAUUUCUAUUUUACUUAAAUUAUUUCUAGCACUAACUCACUCUUUGCCUUUUUGGCUCAGUUUGGUAUGGUUAAUUCUUCCAGUUAUUCUCUUUGAUACAUUUUGUGCCAAAAAAUUUAUCUAUUAUAAGCUGCUUGUAUCGCUGUGUUGUGUUGCACACAAGUGGAAGUAGGUAAGGUAUUCCUCUGAUGCCUAAAAGAGUAUUUACGUACACAACAACUUUCCAGGGGAACUUAUCAGUUGCACUCUAUUAUCUAUAGUACUGGUAAGACUCUAGGUAUAUCUUUAUUCCCUCACUAAAGACAUUUUAAUAGACUGCAAACAACCAAAUGCCAUUAUUAAAUAUUUGUGUAUUGGGGACUUCUGCUUCUUACAACAUGGCAAAUUAAACCAAAUAGUGAAUCCUUUUCAUUACAAAUACGUUGAAAUGCUGAAUAAAAUGAAACAAUAAAAUUCAUAGCCCAGCUCACAAAACAGAGAAACCUUCAUUUCCAAAACAGAGAACUUGCUUAUUUUAUGUAUCAAUUCCUAUCUUGACGAUCUCUCCUUGUCAACACAUGUAGACUACCUUAUUAUUUUUUUAUUGAGGUAUAGCUGAUUUAUAAUAAAGCUGUGUUAGUUUCUGGUGUACAGCAAAGUGAUUCAGUUAUACAUACAUGUACAUAUUCUUUUUUCAUCUUGGUUUAUUACAGGAUAUUGAAUGUACUUCCCUGUACCAGAGGACCCUGUCUAUUUUAUAUAUAAUAGUUAGAUAUAAUACAACCCCAAACUCCUAAUUUACCCCUACUCAACUCUCUUUUCCCUUUGGUAACCAUAAGUUUGUUUUUUUCUGUCUGUCAAUCUGUUUCUGUUUUGUAAAUAAGUUUAUUUGUAGACUACCUCAUUACUGUAUGUUGGGGAA